AUGACUUCAGCUGAGCCCUGGGCAGCAGCUACAGCUGCUGCGGGAGCUCCCCAACAGAACAUUCUUUCAACAGCACAAAGUCCAGACAGUUUGUUUCAGCCUCUUCAGACGCAGAGCGUUCCUGCUGAAUCUUUGAAUUCAAUUGGGCCAUACAGGAAUAACUGGCUUGGGUUACGUGCUGCAACUGAGGUCCCUGAACAGAAGAAGGAAGACUGGGCUCCUAACACACCUCCGCAACUUGUAGUUUCAAUCAUCAGUCAAUUGCUGAAGCUGCUGCCAGACAACUCAAAGUCCAACCCCAACACGCAUGCAAACGAAGAGGCAGCAAGCGGCAGCUUUAAGAGCGACAGCAGCAUUGGGGCUACCUCCGUCUCCCCUCAAUCUUUUGCUGCUUCCUCUGGUGGUGCUGCAUGCAGCACAACUGUAAGCAUGAGCAACCCGCUAGACUCGUCUCCAUUCAAGCCCCAAAUGCAGUCGCAUGCGGCUGCACUAUUUUUGUCUCAGCCGCAUUUCAAUCCGUUUUCCUCUGCUGCUGCAGGAGCAGCAGCAACACCAGCAGGAGCAGCAGCUUCUGCUGCAACAGUUAAGAUUGCAUAUGCUGAGUGCCCUUGUGUCUUCGUUGUUCAAUCAGCAGAUUACCAGCCGUACGUUCAAAUAAGAAGAAGCUCUCAGCCUGCUAUUCAUAUAUACACACGCUCUCCUCUAACCAUUGAGGACCAGUUUGAUGCUACAGCACAGCAGCAGCAGCAGCAGCAGCAGCAGCAGCAGGUUAGAGUGCUGCCUCCAGGGGAGCAUGCAGCAGCAGCAGCAGCAGCAGCAGCAAUGGAGUACGAGGGUUUAGAAAGCCCUUAUUCAAACCCGUCUCAACCUACAAUAUUUAUUCAUCAUGACAAUUCUUUUAAAGAAAAACAUCAAUGGAAGCCGCGCAUCUGUAUAGACACCACAACUUUCUGGUGGCCGAGCGUUCAAUGUACUUUCCUCUCCCCCAAUCAAAACAAUUUAUUUAGAAAUAAUCCUUUUGCAAACUAUUUAAAUGACGACUCUUCAUUUAAUGCUUGGGGGAGAUGCUUCAAAGAAGAGCACUCAGCAGGCGUCAGCGUCUCGGGGCCCCUCAAACCCUUAACUAUAGACCUCCCAUACUAA
Molecule: messenger RNA, 1143 nt
Organism: Eimeria acervulina
Lineage: Eukaryota; Apicomplexa; Conoidasida; Eucoccidiorida; Eimeriidae
Exons: 1
Coding region: 1-1143 (380 amino acids)
Source: RefSeq, a predicted model, not a curated record